AUGGGUGCUGACGUCUUUACCCUCAGAGAUGUAUUCUAUCGAGAUCCUUCCCUUUUUGACAAUCAGGGGGUUUCUGACAAGCUCAUUGAUCUUCUCUCCGAAUUGCUAGGUGAGAAGCGAGGCGCUCUGAACAUUCGCGCCUCACCGCGUGGGAUGUUCGCCGGCUCUGCAAUCACGUUACUAUUGAAGAGCGGAGAAGAGAUCACAGCUUCUGCAACGAGGGGACAAACUAUACCGGUCGAAGAGGACAUUGAAAGAAUAGAUGUACGGGAUGACAUUUCCUUUGUAGUGGUGGUCGAGAAGGAGGUGAGGACUUACACACGAGUUCAUGGGAAAUCUCUCAAGAUCUUCUCCAGGCCCCUUUUGAACGGGCUACAGGGAAAAGGCUAUCCCGAUCUGGCGACGAGAGAUUUAUUCAAGAGAUUGGCUCAAGACCUUCCUCCUUGGGUUCCUAUUACAGUCCUUGUCGACGCCGACCCAUACGGGUUGGAUAUCCUAAAUCAAUUUGUCAAGGCUUGCGACGGCCAGGCCGGCGAACGUGUACAGUGGAUCGGCGUAUUUGGUACCGAAUGGACCGAGCUUGGAAUCGAGCCGCAACAGCUUCUUCCUUUGAAGCCCACGGAUUGCCGAAAGGCUUUCAAGAUGCUUCGAGAGACUCCUGAUUUGCCCUCCCGAUGGAGGGAAGAACUACAACAUAUGCUGUUUCUACAACGGAAAGCCGAGAUCGAAUGUCUCUCGUCGUUG
This is a messenger RNA of Dacryopinax primogenitus, 744 nucleotides long. RefSeq names its product DNA topoisomerase IV alpha subunit. Gene Ontology annotation, biological process: meiotic DNA double-strand break processing; meiotic DNA double-strand break formation; reciprocal meiotic recombination. The transcript has 8 exons. The annotation marks the transcript as partial. Gene Ontology annotation, molecular function: DNA binding; ATP binding; DNA topoisomerase type II (double strand cut, ATP-hydrolyzing) activity. The record is from RefSeq and is a predicted model, not a curated record. Lineage: Eukaryota; Fungi; Basidiomycota; Dacrymycetes; Dacrymycetales; Dacrymycetaceae. Gene Ontology annotation, cellular component: nuclear chromosome.